UUUCCGGACCGCGGUACCAUGGCCCCCGUCCGCCUGCUCGCACUGCUGCUGCUCCUCGUGGGCGCCCCCGCCGCCGCCGCAGAGUCGAUCCGAGAGACUGAGGUCAUCGACCCCCAGGACCUCCUGGAAGGCCCGUACUUUUCCGGACCCCUCCCGGACGAUGAGGACGUGGGGGUGCCCGGGCAGGACUUCGAUGACUUUGAGCUGUCUGGCUCUGGAGACCUGGAUGACUUAGAGGACCCCAGGGUCUUCCCCGAAGUAAUCCAACCCUCGGUGCCCUUAGAUAACCACAUUCCCGAGAGGGCGGGGCCUGGGAGCCGGGUCCCCACGGAACCCAAGGAACUGGAGGAGAACGAGGUCGUCCCCAAGAGGCUCUCGCCACCCCUCGAAGGGAACGAGGAUGUGUCCAACAGGGUGUCCAUGUCCAGCACUGCCCAGAGCAGCAGCAUCUUCGAGAGAACAGAGGUCCUGGCAGCUCUGAUCGUGGGCGGCAGCGUGGGCAUCCUCUUCGCCGUGUUCCUGGUCCUGCUGCUGAUGUACCGCAUGAAGAAAAAGGACGAAGGCAGCUACGACCUGGGCAAGAAGCCCAUCUACAAAAAGGCCCCCACCAACGAGUUCUACGCCUGAGGCUUCCUCACGGGCACCAGCUUGGACUUGAGGGGGUGGGAAGCCACGGAUUGUGGAGGGUGGACUUUGGGGCGGCGGAGGAGGGCAACCUAACACUGACCUGUCAGCACCUUCAGCUCUGAUCACGUCUUAAGGGACAAGAGAGAUAUCACCUCCUAUUCCUGCCUGCCUCGGCUUGAUUCUCCAUGGUCCCAGCAGGAAAAUGAGGUUAAACUUGGCCUUUCCAAAAACAAGUCUAAGAUUGGAUUAUUUCCUCAUCUUCCAGUUUAGCAUCUAGGCCCUGCUUAGAGCCUGUACUCUGUACCGCAGGCCGACGCUCUAACCGCUGAGCCAAACCGGCCAGGGCUAGAGCCUGUACUGACCAUGCUUCAUCCAGAUCCCUUUGGAAACUGUCCUGUGAGUCCUGCCGGGGGUCUGUCCCCAGCACCUCCCUUCCUCCCUCCUCCCUACAGCCCGUCCCUCUGCCAGGAACUGGGAGAAGGAGCUAGAACCAUCGUACCUUGAGAUGUGUCCAGCAAAGGGCACUGUGUCCACACUGCAGGAGUCUGUGGUGUACCUUGGGCCACUGGGCUCUUUGCAGUGACUUUUGGAAGUCAACUGUUUUAUUUGGGGGGAGAGCUGAAGGUUCAUACCGCAGUGGGUUUGUAGAAUAUUUGUAAAUCUAUUUUUAGUGUUUUUUUUUUUUUUUUAACCGUUCAUUCCUUUGUGUAGAGUCUCUGCCUGGGCAGGAGCACACAGGUGCCUGGGCGCGCUCUGCUUGUGCGGUUCCAUCGCUCCUGCUACGUUUGUAUUUAAUGGGUUUUUUUUGGGGGGGGGGUUGUUCGUUUUUAUUUCUCGAAAAUGAGAGAAGAGCUGGAGAUAUGAUUUUUAUUAAUUUUUUUUUUUU
Molecule: messenger RNA, 1513 nt
Organism: Molossus molossus (Pallas's mastiff bat)
Lineage: Eukaryota; Metazoa; Chordata; Mammalia; Chiroptera; Molossidae
Gene: SDC4
Product: syndecan 4
Exons: 5
Coding region: 19-627 (202 amino acids)
Biological process (GO): cell migration
Cellular component (GO): cell surface; membrane
Source: RefSeq, a predicted model, not a curated record